Messenger RNA from Vidua macroura (Pin-tailed whydah), 3497 nucleotides. RefSeq names its product leucine rich repeat and fibronectin type III domain containing 1 (gene LRFN1). The record is from RefSeq and is a predicted model, not a curated record. Gene Ontology annotation, molecular function: protein binding. Lineage: Eukaryota; Metazoa; Chordata; Aves; Passeriformes; Viduidae.
UCUGCGGCUCCGAGCGGCGGCCGCGGCCUCUCCGGGGCCUCUCCGGGGCGGCGGGUCCGGGGCUGCUCCGGGACCCCCGGCACCGCCAGCCCGGCGGCCGCUCCCGGGGCCGUCCCGCGCCCGGGAUCCAUCCCCGGAUCCCUCCCGGAUCCCUCCCGGAUCCAUCCCCGGAUCCAUCCCCGGAUCCAUCCCCUCAUCCCGCUCUCUCCAUCUCGGUCCGCAUCCCGGUGUCCCCCCCCCCCUCCCCGCCAUCCCGGUCCCCUCUCCCCUCCCCCGGUCCCAUCCCGGUGAUUCCCGACAUCUCCCCCCCAUCGCCCCUCCCCAUCCCCGGUGCAGCUGGGCCCGCUGCCCCCCCCCCCCGCCCCAAUUCCCGUUUUCCCCCCGCUCUUUCCCGGUGCCCCCCGCCGAUGCCCCCCCGGUAGGGCGAGGCCCGACCCGCCCGGCCCCCCCGGAGCAGCGAUGGGAGCGUCCGUGGGCUGAGCCCCCCCAGGCCCCACGGCGACGCCUGGACAGGACCAGCAUGGAGCCCUGAGAGGAGGCGCGGCCGUGGGGAUGGCGAAGCUGCUGGUGCCGCUGGUGAUGCUGGGGGCCGUGUCCGGGGCGGGGGUCCCGGUGUCGCCGCCGUCGCCGCGGUGUCCCCCGCGCUGCCUGUGCCCCGCGGCCGCGCCCAGCCCGACGCUGCUGUGCGCCCGCACGGGGCUGCUGGCCGUGCCGCCCAGCCUGGACCGCGGCGCCGUGGAGCUGCGCCUGGCCGACAACUUCAUCGGCGCCGUGGGCCGCGCCGACUUCGCCAACAUGAGCAGCCUGGUGCACCUGACGCUGUCGCGGAACGGGCUGCGCCGCCUGGCCCCCGGCGCCUUCGCCGACCUGCGCGCCCUGCGAGCGCUGCACCUGGACGGCAACCGGCUGCCGGCGCUGAGCGGGCCGCAGCUGCGCGGGCUGGCCAGCCUGCGCCACCUCAUCCUGGCCAACAACCAGCUGGCCGCCAUCGACGCCGCCGCCUUCGCCGCCUUCGCCGCCACCGUGGAGGACCUGGACCUGUCGCACAACAACCUCCCGGCGCUGCCCUGGGACGCCGUGGCCGCCAUGGGCAGCCUGGCCACGCUGACUCUGGACCACAACCUGCUGGAGCGGGUGCCGGCCGGCGCCGUGGCGCGGCUGCCGCGCCUGGCCAGGCUCGACCUCACGGCCAACCGGCUGCGGGCGCUGCCGCCGGUGCCGGGGCCGCCGGGGCCGGCGCUGGCGGCCGGGGGCAACCCCUUGCACUGCAACUGCGAAUUGCUGUGGCUGCGCCGCGUGGCUCAGCCGGGCCGCCUGGAAACCUGCGCCACGCCGGCGCCGCUGGCGGGGCGCCUGCUGGGCGCCGUGCCCGAGGAGGAGCUGACCUGCCGGGCCCCCUCCGUCACCGCCGCGGCCGCGACCCCGCCCGCGGUCACCGAGGGGCAGCCGCUGCGCCUGGGCUGCGCCGCCGUCGGGGACCCGCCGCCCGCGCUGCACUGGCUGGGCCCCGACGGGCGCGUGGUGCAGAACGGCUCCCGGCGCUCGGUGGGCGCCGACGGCUCCCUGGAGCUCCGCGUGGCCACCCUGAGGGACCACGGCGGCUUCACCUGCGUGGCCGCCAACGCCGCGGGCGAGGCGGCCGCGCGCGUCGACGUCGUGGUGGUGCCGCUGCCGGUGCCGCGGGGACGGGACGGGGACGGGGAGGCCGCGGCCGCUGAGCCGGGGCCCGGCCCCUCGGAUAUGGCCCAAGCGGGCGGCAAUGACACCUGGGGGGGGCCCGGGGAGCGGCGGGUGGUGGCGGUGGAGGUGACGGGGUCCUCGGCGCGCAUCCGGUGGCUGCCGCAGCGCCACGUGCCCGGCGUGCGCAUGGUGCAGAUCCAGUACAACAGCUCGGCCGACGAUGCCCUCGUCUACAGGUUGUUGCCCCCCUCCAGCCGCACCUUCGUGCUGCGGGACUUGGCCCCCGGGCGCCAGUAUGAGCUCUGCGUAUCCACGCUGCGCGUGGUCGGGGACCCCCCUGCUGCCCCCCGCCCGCUCGGCUGCGUCUCCUUCGCCACGGCCGCCGCUCCGCCGGGCUGCGCCGCGCCGCCCCGGCCCCACUUCUUGGGGGGCACCGUCAUCAUCGUCAUCGGCGCCGCCAUCGCCGCCUCCGUGCUCGUGUUCAUCCUCAUCCUCACGGCGCGCUGGAAGGCGGCGGGGGCGCGGCGCCCCCCGCCCGCCCUCACCAGCGUCUGCUCCCAGACCAACGGCGGCCCCCGGCCCGCCGAGACCCCCGAGCUGCCCCCGCUGCCCCCGCUGCCCCCGGCGGCGGGCGGGGGUCCCGCGGCAGGGGGGGCGCGGGGGUUGUUCCCCAGCCACAGCUACCCCCGGCGGGCGCGGCCCCGGCGCCACGGGUCCCUCCCGCGGCUGGACGCGCCCGAGGGGAGCCCCCUGGGACCCCCCCUGCGCCCCUCGUUCGGCAGCACCCACUGGAUGCUGGAGAGCACCGUGUGAGGCGGGGAUGCUGGGAAUUCCUCCCCCCCGGCCCCCUCUCGGGAGCCCUCCUCGGCAGCACCCACGGGAACCCACCCCCCCCGCGGGAUCCUCCGGGGGGGGGGCGGCGGUGGAAACCCCCCCCCUCGGGUGGUCCCGGGCGACCAAACGCAGCCCAGGCGGCUCUUGUGGCGGUGGGGGGGGGGUCCUGGGAGCGCCAAAGCUCGCCCGGGUUCCCCCCCCGGACCCAUUUGGGAUCCCCCGUGGGUGCCACCAGGUGCCAUUGGGAACCCGCCAGGUGUCCCCCCACCCCGCCCUGGGGGUACCUGUAUGCAAACCUUUCCCCCCGAAAAACCCGCGUGGGGACCCCCGACAUGUGCGAGCACCGCCACGCGCGUGGGGACUCGCGUGGGCCCCGAAUCGCGCGUGGCGUGUCCGGAAACCUGUGGCUCCCCCCACGCGUGUCCCGCCCCCGACCCCCCCGAGAUGCGCACUUGGGACUUGCGUGUGCGCCCCAACAUUUGUGUGCCCCCCCCCCCGCCCCACGCGCGUGCCCGGCCCGCCCCCCCCGCGGUGCCUUCGGCCGGGCCGGGGGGGCCCCGCGCACGCCCCCGACAUCUCUGCACAGAUGACACGAGACCCGCAGCCCCCCCCCCCCCAAAACCCCCCCGUGGGGAGGGGAGGGCAAAAAGGGGGGGACCCCGGAUGCCUGGGGACCCCCCGUGUGUCCCUCCUGUGGCCUCUGCCCCCCCCCCCCCAACUCGACUCGGGGGUUCCUAUCUGGCUGGUCUGGAUAACCCUGGGGGGGCGCCCCCAGCCCCCCCAUUUCCCUCCCAGCCCCAUUUCCCCGCCCCCAAAAAUGCCUCAGAUCCUCCCCAUCUCUCCCCCCCCACCCCCAAACGCCGCCCCCCCCACCAGCCGCCCCCCUCGGGCCCCCGCAGUGUUUAACACGAGUUUUUACAUUAAAAACCUGUGCCCCCCCCCGGGGCAGAAACACGAGUGUGAAUGGGGGGAGGUGGGAGCUC